AUGAUGCUAACAAUGAAAAACAAAACAUGGUUUUCAAAGCUUUCACUUUUCUUACUUCUGUAUGUUAUUUGGUCUCUGUUGCAAGCACCUACUUUGGCGAUCAAACAGUCUUAUAUAGUGUACUUAGGAUCACAUGCACACGGUCCAGAAGUUUCUGAGGCUGAUUUUGAUCGUGUGACUGAUUCUCAUUAUGACUUCCUUGGAUCAUUCUUGGGAAGUAAAGAGAUUGCAAAGGAUGCAAUUAUCUACUCGUAUCAAAGACAUAUCAAUGGUUUUUCUGCCAACCUUGAAGAGGAAAUGGCAGCUGAAAUCGCAAAGCAUCCAAAAGUUGUGUCGGUUUUUUUGAACCAAGGAAGACAGUUACACACAACCCAUUCAUGGGAAUUUAUGUUAAUGAAAAAAGAGAUCGGGGGUGUGAUACACCCCAGUUCCUUGUGGGAAAAGGCCAAUUUUGGUGAAGACAUAAUUAUUGGAAAUCUUGACACAGGUGUAUGGCCAAAAUCAAAGAGCUUCAGCGGCACAGGUUAUGGACCCAUACCAUCAAAGUGGAAAGGAAUCUGUCAAAAUGAUACAGUCCCUUGCAACAGGAAACUAAUUGGAGCAAGAUACUUCAACCAAGGCUAUACUAAUUUUACUGGGCCACUCAACUCUGCACUUAAUAAUGCACUUGACCAUGAAGGCCAUGGUUCUCACACACUAUCAACUGCAGGAGGGAACUUUGUUCCUGGGGCAAGUGUACUUGGUGUGGGCAAUGGAACUGCCAAAGGUGGUUCCCCAAAAGCCAGAGUUGCGGCCUACAAGGUCUGUUGGAAACCAAUUAAUGGGAGUGAAUGCUUUGACAAUGAUAUAAUGGCAGCCUUUGAUAUGGCCAUACAUGAUGGGGUUGAUGUGCUUUCUAUGUCACUUGGUGGCAAUCCAACUGAUUACUUCAAUGAUGGUAUGUCAAUCGGGGCAUUCCAUGCUGUUAAGAAUGGUAUUGUUGUAAUAAGCUCAGCUGGAAAUUCUGGACCAAAAUCUGGAACUGUAACAAAUGUUGCACCUUGGAUGAUAACUGUUGGAGCUAGCACCUUGGACAGAGAAUUCGAAUCUUUUGUUAAACUUCGAAAUGGGAAGCAAUUCAAGGGCGCAAGCAUGUCUAAACCUAUGCCAGCUGGGGAUAAAUUCUACCCACUUAUUAGUGCUGCACAUGCUAAAGCUGCUAAUGCAUCUGCCAAAGACGCUAUGCUCUGUAAACCAGGUACAUUGGAUCCGAAAAAGGCUAAGGGUAAAAUUCUGGCCUGUUUGAGAGGGGAAACCGCAAGAGUAGACAAAGGUGAACAAGCAGCUCUUGCUGGGGCAGUUGGGAUGAUUCUUUGCAAUGAUAAGCUCGAUGGUAAUGAAAUUAUUGCCGAUCCUCACGUACUACCAGCAACACAGAUUAACUAUAAAGAUGGUGUAGCAGUCUUUGCCUACAUCAAUUCUACUAAUGAUCCAUUGGGAUAUAUUACGGCCCCGACAGCAAAAAUUAACAAAAGGCCUGCCCCAUUCAUGGCCUCAUUCUCGUCCGUAGGUCCUAGCCAAGUUACACCCGAGAUUCUUAAGCCGGAUGUUACUGCUCCUGGAGUGAACAUCAUAGCUGCCUACACUGGAGAAGCAAGCCCUUCAGAAGAAAAUUUUGAUAAGCGUAGAAUUCCUUUUAUCACCAUGUCUGGCACAUCUAUGUCCUGCCCUCAUGUUUCUGGAGUUGUUGGUCUUCUUAAGAAACUCCAUCCUGACUGGAGCCCAUCUGCCAUAAAAUCCGCACUCAUGACAACCGCUAGAAGAAGGGACAACACUAAGAGUCCAAUCCUGGAUGGAUCUUUUAUCAAGGCAACGCCAUUCAGUUAUGGUGCUGGCCACAUACGACCAAACCGUGCCAUGGAUCCUGGUUUGGUCUAUGACUUAACUGUCAAUGAUUACUUGGACUUUCUUUGCGCUUCUGGCUAUAACCAAACUUUACUUGAACUCUUCACCGAGGCUCCUUAUAAAUGUCCCAAGUCAGCUAGUCUUUUGGACUUCAACUAUCCAUCCAUAACAGUCACUAAUCUAUCUCGGUCAGUAAAUGUGACUCGAAAGCUCAAGAAUGUUGGCUCACCAGGCACCUAUGUAGCUCGUGUCCGAGAACCCAUUGGAAUUUCAGUUCAUGUUGAGCCUAAAAUUUUGAAAUUUGAGGGUAUUGGAGAAGAGAAGAGUUUCAAGUUAACUGUGACCAAGAAAACUGCUGGAAUGGGAACUGAAGACUAUGUAUUUGGAGUGAUAAUUUGGUCAGAUGGCAAUCACUAUGUAAGGAGUCCAAUAGUAGUUGGUAUGCCUCUUGGCCACUGA
Messenger RNA from Quercus robur (English oak), 2343 nucleotides. Its product is annotated as subtilisin-like protease SBT5.4. The coding region runs from base 1 to 2343 and encodes 780 amino acids. The record is from RefSeq and is a predicted model, not a curated record. The transcript has 11 exons. Gene Ontology annotation, molecular function: serine-type endopeptidase activity. Gene Ontology annotation, biological process: proteolysis. NCBI's taxonomy places the organism in Eukaryota, Viridiplantae, Streptophyta, Magnoliopsida, Fagales, Fagaceae.